Molecule: messenger RNA, 1767 nt
Organism: Glycine soja
Lineage: Eukaryota; Viridiplantae; Streptophyta; Magnoliopsida; Fabales; Fabaceae
Product: hydroxyisourate hydrolase-like
Exons: 13
Coding region: 113-1648 (511 amino acids)
Biological process (GO): carbohydrate metabolic process
Molecular function (GO): beta-glucosidase activity
Source: RefSeq, a predicted model, not a curated record
CUAAUAUAUUAAUGUAGCAGUAUUCUUAAUAGUUUCCAUCCUUGUCAAUUUUUCUUCUAUGAACACAUGGUGGCUGAGUUGAGGGGAAGUACUUAGAAACAGAAACACAGAGAUGAAACCAGAAACAUCUCUGAACUUUACUUUGAUGCUGACUUUCUUACUUUAUCUGAACUUGGUUAUGGGAGUGCUGAGCGUUGAUCAUUAUCGCAGAGUUGACUUUCCUGAUGAAUUCGUUUUUGGUUCAGGCACCUCUGCUUAUCAGGUGGAAGGAGCUUCUAACGAAGAUGGGAGAACUCCUAGCAUCUGGGAUACCUUUGCCCAUGCGGUGUAUGAGCAUGGAGAAAAUGGAGAUCUAGCCUGUGAUGGGUACCACAAAUAUAAGGAAGAUGUGCAACUCAUGGUGGAAACAGGUCUGGAAGCCUAUAGAUUUUCCAUUUCUUGGUCGAGACUGAUACCAAAUGGUAGAGGACCUGUCAAUCCCAAGGGAUUACAGUAUUACAACAAUCUUAUUAAUGAACUUAUUAGCAAAGGAAUCCAACCACAUGUCACACUACACAACUGUGAUCUUCCGCAGGCACUUGAGGAUGAAUAUGGAGGAUGGGUUAGUCGUGAUAUCAUAAGAGACUUCACAAACUAUGCAGAUGUGUGUUUUAGAGAGUUUGGUGAUAGAGUCCAGUACUGGACUACUGUGAAUGAGCCCAAUGCCUUUGCCUUGGGUGGCUAUGAUCAAGGAACCUCCCCUCCUCAGCGAUGUUCUCCCCCAUUUUGCACUACAAACAGCACUAGGGGCAACUCAACAUAUGAACCCUACUUGGCAGUUCAUCAUAUUUUGUUAUCACAUUCUUCAGCCGUGAGAUUGUAUAGAAGAAAGUAUAGGGACCAACAACAUGGAUAUGUUGGUAUCUCUGUCUAUACAUUUGGGUUCAUUCCUCUUACAGAUUCAGAGAAAGACAAGGCAGCCUCCCAAAGAGCCCGUGAUUUUUUAGUUGGUUGGAUUAUUGAACCCUUGGUGCAUGGAGACUAUCCCAUUUCCAUGAAGAAAAAUGCAGGUGCAAGAAUUCCAACCUUCACAACUCGUGAAUCCGAACAACUUAAGGGUUCAAGUGACUUUAUAGGCGUAAUUUACUACAACAAUGUUAAUGUCACGGACAAUCCUGAUGCUCUGAAGACCCCACUUAGAGAUAUCCUAGCAGACAUGGCUGCAAGUUUAAUCUAUUUACAGGAUCUAUUUUCAGAGGAAGAGUAUCCUGUCACACCAUGGAGUUUGCGGGAAGAGCUGAAUAACUUCCAGCUCCAUUAUGGCAAUCCUCCUAUAUUCAUUCAUGAAAAUGGUCAACGGACAAUGAGCAAUUCAUCACUUCAAGAUGUGUCAAGGGUGAAAUACUUGCAAGGAAAUAUUGGUGGCGUGCUUGAUGCCCUGAGAGAUGGAUCAAACAUAAAGGGGUAUUUUGCAUGGUCUUUUCUGGAUUUAUUUGAAUUGCUGGCUGGAUACAAAUCGAGCUUCGGCCUAUACUAUGUUGAUAGGGAUGAUCCAGAGCUGAAGAGAUACCCAAAGCUAUCUGCAAAAUGGUACAAAUGGUUUUUGAGAGGAACUAUUGAACUCAAGAAGGAUGCAUCAUUUGAUUCUGUUGGCCAUUUAUUUCAAUAGGUUCUAUAAUUUUUUGUAUUACAACAUUGUUGCAUAGUGGUGUGUUUGACUUUCCGCUUCUAUAAGAGAUAAGGAAUAAAAUAGAUGAUUAAAAAAAAGAAUAAGGAGCAUUUUUGUAA